GUGCUCAGAUCUCUGGGAUCGGAUGGAAUGUACUCGGCGGUUACUUUGUAUCGUCCUGUAUCCUUCUCACCACUAGGGGGAGGAUGUUUGUGCGGGUCACGUGUCCUGCUCUGGGUUCUGUCAUCCGGAAGCGGCCUCAUCCAUCUGUCGGAGAUCAGCAGGGCUGUAGGAGGAGCGCCGAGGCAUCGAUCAGCGGUGAGAGAAGAGCCCAGGGAUACACCGAGGAGGGGGGCGGAGACCCCGGACUAACAGGAAGUGAAGACCAGCGGAUCUCUCUGUUUUAUGCCUGUACAGUGUGUCCUUCUCCUAUCAAUAUCAGGAUGUCCGCCGUUACCGAAAACAGCUCAACCUUUUUCAACGUGACCUCCGCCUCCUCUACUUUAUCCUUCAGCACCUCCAUACAUCCAACAUCCGACUCUGGCGUCAUCAGCCCCAAUGUGACCAUUCCACAUGUGUGCCUGGUCAUCUUAUAUGAAGAUAUCAGAAGUUCCAGGGUGCGGUAUUGGGAUCUGAUGCUUCUAAUUCCCAAUGUUCUGUUCUUUGCCUUCCUGCUGUGGAAACUGCCGUCUGCAAGAGCCAAAAUCCGCGUCACAUCGAGUCCCAUCUUCACCACUUUCUACAUCCUAGUGUUUGUGGUGGCAUUAGUAGGGAUCACUCGAGCUAUUGUGUCUAUGACCGUGAGCUCCUCCAGUGUCGCCACUGUUACGGACAAGGUUUUGUGGGAGAUCACCAGGUUUUUCCUGCUGGCUAUUGAACUCAGCGUCAUUAUACUAGGCUUGGCAUUCGGUCACCUUGAAAGUAAAUCCAGUGUGAAGAGGGUACUGGCCAUUACUGCUGUGCUGUCACUUGGGUAUUCCGUCACACAGGGCACCUUGGAAAUCCUAUACCCCGACUCUCACCUCUCGGCACAGGACUUUAAUAUCUAUGGACAUGGAGGCAGGCAUUUUUGGCUUGCAAGCUCCUGCUUCUUCUGUUUGGUAUACGCACUAGUCUCUAUACUACCGAAAACCCCCCUGAAAGAUCGCAUCUCUCUUCCAUCUAGGAAGAGUUUCUACAUCUACGCCAUUAUCCUGGCUGCACUGAACUUGGCACAGGGUAUAGGCAGCGCUCUCCUGUGUGCCAAUAUUAGCAACGGGCUCUGUUUGGUGGAUGUCACUACAUUUUUAUACUUCAGCCUCUUUGCUCCGCUCAUGUAUGUGGCUUUCUUGAAAGGCUUCUUUGGGUCAGAGCCCAAGAUCCUCUUCUCCUACAAGUCUCAGGUGGACGAGCCGGAAGAUGCAGACGUCCACCUCCCGCAUCCCUACGCGGUGGCAAGGAAAGAUGGCGUUGAUUCGGGGUACUACAACACUCAGAUUGACACGGCUGCUUACCUAGACGACGUGGCUUCCAUGCCCCACAUCGGGAGCAUAAACAGCAUAGACAGUGAUCGCUGGAAAGCCAUCAACACCUAAGUGUCAGCAGCUUGGUACAGUCACACUAAACUGUACACAAUGUAUUUCCAACUCUCCUGUUUCCAUGAGGGGUUUCCUAAAUUUUUCUACCCCCUCCCCCAAAAAAGUGCAAAUUUCUAUAGAAAGUUAUUUUUUACUUAAAGCUUUGGUCUUAGAAACUCCCGUGGAAAUAGGAUAGAAAGGAGUCAGUCGUCUUUAAUGCUGCUACACCCUGAAAACUUCUUAAGAAAAAAGCAGUUAAUGGGUAUGAGACCCAGAGGAUUGUGGGUCCAGACUGCUCCUAUGUCGGCCCGCAGGUCUAGGCCGGGAUAUUAGAGGUCUGCAUGGCACUGAUUGCAUUCUAUGCUGGCGUUGACUUUAUUCAGUCUUCAUUGCAGACUUUUCGAUCUUAUCUAAUUGCCCCGUGCUCCAUUUUUGCCAAUCUAAAUUGUGCAUGUGCAGUGCCCUCGCUGUUUUCUGGUCCCAGAGCUUUAGGCACCAAUAGCGGCUGAUAUCUAUAUAAAGGCUUCAAGGCCUUCUUGUAUGCCAAGGAAAAGAGAGAAGUGUGCCGCGAGCCGUGACGGGG
Messenger RNA from Rana temporaria (common frog), 2016 nucleotides. It is a transcript of the gene TPRA1, whose product is annotated as transmembrane protein adipocyte associated 1. Gene Ontology annotation, molecular function: G protein-coupled receptor activity. The transcript is spliced from 11 exons. NCBI's taxonomy places the organism in Eukaryota, Metazoa, Chordata, Amphibia, Anura, Ranidae. Bases 84 to 1451 code for a protein of 455 amino acids. The record is from RefSeq and is a predicted model, not a curated record. Gene Ontology annotation, biological process: G protein-coupled receptor signaling pathway. Gene Ontology annotation, cellular component: plasma membrane.